This is a messenger RNA of Penicillium oxalicum, 1299 nucleotides long. RefSeq names its product NADH kinase POS5. NCBI's taxonomy places the organism in Eukaryota, Fungi, Ascomycota, Eurotiomycetes, Eurotiales, Aspergillaceae. The record is from RefSeq and is a predicted model, not a curated record. The coding region runs from base 1 to 1299 and encodes 432 amino acids. Gene Ontology annotation, biological process: NADP+ biosynthetic process; NAD+ metabolic process. Gene Ontology annotation, molecular function: NAD+ kinase activity. The transcript is spliced from 3 exons.
AUGCGGUAUCCUCGUUCAUGGCGAUCUGUGCAAUUCCUGCGGCGAAGCUUCUCCACCUCCACAUCGCGUUAUGAGAUCCGCCAUCUCGACGCUUUACCGCAACGACUGUUACCCAAAUAUCGCGAGACUCGGGGCGAGCUGCUCUCCUUACAAUGGCCAGCACCGCCACGAAAUGUCCUCUUGGUACGGAAGGAUUGUGCCCCAACGGUGACUGACUCAUUGAUUGAAUUUGCAAAUCAUAUUACAUCGACCUACCCGUCCAUUGCCGUCAUUCUUGAACCCAAGACGGCCGCUGAGAUCCACGAUUCGUUAUCAUACCCUGUUUACGCGGCACCUUCAGAAGAGACUCCGGUCGCCUACCAUGAUAAAGUUGACGUCACUGUCACUCUGGGUGGGGACGGUACGAUCUUGCACGCAUCCUCUCUCUUUGCGACAUGUCCAAACGUGCCCCCGGUCUUGUCAUUCAGCAUGGGCUCCCUCGGGUUCUUGAGCGAAUGGAAAUUUUCCGAGUUCAAGCGAGCCUUCCGAGAGGUUUAUAUGUCCGGUGCUGGCGGGGGCGACCGAACAGCUGUGCUGGAGAAGAAACCAAUAUCUACAGGCGAGGGAAUGGCCCCAGAUACCCCAGAAUCCGAGCCAGGCCCCACGGGCUGGUCAUCUGUCAGGGGCCAAUCGAUGGGUACGACGCGAGGAGCGCCCAUCCUGAUGCGCAAUCGGCUCAAGGUUGGGCUCUUCACAGCUGAUGGCCAAGAGACAACGCCUGUUCGCGGUAAAACCGAUCAUGGCGAGGGAGUCUACGUGAUGAAUGAGCUUCUCAUCCAUCGCGGCAAAGAACCUCACCUCGCGAUUGUCGACGUGUAUCUGGGCGGCCGAUUUUUGACCGAAGCGGUCGUCGACGGAAUUAUCAUUUCCACCCCGACAGGUAGUACGGCGUACAGUCUCAGCAGUGGUGGUAGUAUUGUACAUCCGCUCGUACCCUCUACUCUGCUUACCCCCAUCUGUGCCCGGAGUCUGAGCUUCCGGCCCUUGGUCCUCCCGUGGAGCACGCCCAUCACUCUACGACUGAGCGAGAAGAACCGCGGACGGGAGCUCGAGGUCAGUCUGGAUGGAGUCAAUCUUGGCCAGGGUAUGGCCGUAGGCAUGGAAGUUCGGGUUUGGAACGAAGACAUGAGGCAUGGCAAAAAUGAAUGGCAGGGUGGUGUGCCGAGCGUGAUGCGGAGGAGCAUGGGGGGUGAAGCGCAUGAGGCCUGGGUCGGUGGUCUGAAUGGUCUACUCAAAUUCAACUAUCCAUUCGGUGAGUGA